Molecule: messenger RNA, 2037 nt
Organism: Lachancea lanzarotensis
Lineage: Eukaryota; Fungi; Ascomycota; Saccharomycetes; Saccharomycetales; Saccharomycetaceae
Product: LALA0S02e01398g1_1
Exons: 1
Coding region: 1-2037 (678 amino acids)
Biological process (GO): ubiquitin-dependent protein catabolic process; protein ubiquitination
Cellular component (GO): nucleus
Molecular function (GO): zinc ion binding; ubiquitin protein ligase activity
Source: RefSeq, a predicted model, not a curated record
AUGACGCUCACAGAUGAGGAGUCCCAGGCCGAUUCUUGUUCAUCGGUGUCACAUAUAGAGGACGAAGAAAGCGAAGAUGAAUUGAUCAUGAAUGAUCUUGAUGCGAGUUUGGAAAAACUGGGGCGCGGGUUCCCAAAUCUCAACCUUGGAGCAAUCUGGAACGGUAACGUCGCAAGCAAUAUUGGGGAUUAUGGACAUUGGAGCCGCAAAUUUCAAAUGAAAACGUUUCUGAACGAUCUGCAUAAGGGACUCAGUUUUUCAAACGCCGUAACCAGACUUCAGGCAGUGAAAGUGCUCACAGAAGAAGUUUUUAACAACACUAUGGGAAACAGAGAUAAUGCACCGGUCCAAGACACAAGAGUAGAGCCAGAGGGACUCGUGCCGGCCGCGAAACCCAAAGAGGCUCCGCCUUACAACGAUAUGGUCAUCCCGCAGGAUAAAGACCCGCAAAUGCUUGAAGAAGACUUAUUGCAGCUCACCAAGCUACCCACAGGUCAGGGCCACAACGAGGAACUGCUUCGACACCGCAUACAGCAAAUUCAAAGCCUCGAGCUGAAUCCAUCCAAAAAAGCGCUAAUGGUGCAGCGUCUUAUGAUGGGGAAGUACGUGGAAGACUCCAGUCGGCAAAUGACACCAGAGAUAGAGUCUCAUGAUCAUGUGAAUUCAACUGAUAUCACAGAAAAUGAACGACAGGCUACGUACCACGAAAGCGGCAAUUUUGGAUGUCCGCAUUACAUGAGGAACUGCAAGCUACAGUGUCGUAUAUGUAGGCACUGGUAUACGUGCAGAUUCUGCCAUGAUGACUCGCCGGAAGUGAGAAAUUCAGCAAAUCCGCAUCUGUUGGAGCGGUCUAAAACAGAGUAUAUCAUGUGCAUGAGGUGCCAGCACGUUCAAGAGCCCAACAAAUAUUGCCAAAAUUGCGACGAGGAGAUGGCCCUGUACUACUGUGAUGUGUGCAAGCUAUUUGACAAUGAUGAGACCAAAGAUAUCUACCACUGCGAUAAGUGUGGCAUUUGCAGGUUGGGAUUGGGUCUCGGUAUUGAUUAUUUCCAUUGCGACGGGUGUCAGGCUUGCUUAUCGAUAGAGUUACAGGGAAACCAUAAAUGCAUCGAGCGGGCCACGAUGUCUAGCUGCCCGAUAUGCGGCGACUUCAUGUUUACGUCAACGAAGCCAGUGGUGUACAUGUCACCUUGUGGGCAUGCUAUACAUCAGCACUGUUUCGACGAGUACACAAAUCAUUCUUACAAGUGUCCUACUUGCCAGGUAUCUAUUUUGAACAUGGAUGCCCAGUUUCGUGUUUUGGACAAGGAAAUCGAGGAACAGCCACUGCCUUCACCUUAUUGCGAUUGGAUAUGUUACGUGUCCUGCAACGAUUGCAAGGCUAAAAGCACUUGCAAAUACCAUAUUCUUGGAUUGCGCUGCGACAACUGCAUGAGCUAUAAUACCACACAAAUUAGGUUGGUCAAACCUGAAGAAGAGGAGGAGCAACGGCCAGAAAGUGAGGAUCAGGAGCAUGGGCAUGACAACGGUAUUGACGAUUUUGCAAACGAUAGAGCGCUGCGAAACCUCAAUAUGAUGCGUCAAGAGCUUUUGAGCGGCCAUUUUCAACGAGAACAGGUAUCGCCUUUGAUUACGGUCGACAACAACGGUGUACUUUCAAAUAUAGAAGAGUACAUGAACGAGUGCUUUCAUGAUUUACCAGAAGACUCCGCUCGAACAGGUCGUCGAGGCUCAGGUCAGUACGGGUCGCAAAACGUGUUCAACGCUGCUGGGUUGUUUCAAUCCAGCGCUACACUUGGCGAAUUGAUUUCCGAGCAUGCGGAAAAGAAUAAGUCUACUAGUGAGUCAGAAGCGGCUGAAAGUAAACACAUGCUGCGAGCAUCGUCAUUCACAGAUCGUCUGCGGCAAUUUCUCAAUGAUGCACCGCCCCAACUGUCAAUAUCAGAUGCCUUUCAAAGAUUCAUUCAAACUAGUCAUCAAGGUCUUUCUUCGGGAGACGAAGAUGACGAUACUCCAGUCACAACAGAAAAUUCAUAG